UUUUAAUGUCAAAAAUCGUUUCUCGGUCCGUGGAUUUGUAUACACAAAAACUGUGUGCUAAUUUGUAAAUGUCUUAAAUGUCUUCAAUUAGUUUUCUUCCAACAAAAUGAAAUAAAAAUUCUAACAAUUAUGUCGUCAACGUCCAAACAGUCGACUGGAACCGUUCCGAAAGCAAAUAAAUCGGAAAAGAAAAUGGAUAAAUCGUCGGAAAGACCAUCGAAUGCAGGGCAACACAUCAAUGGAUUCGCUGGCGACAAUUCUGAUCGAGAAAGUGAUCAACCGCCGAAAUCGGAAAAUAUCGAAAAUCAAAAUUCGGACAAUAUCACAUGCUGUAUGGGUUCUAACGAGACCACAUUGGACGAACAAUUGAAACUGGAACGAAAAUUGUACGACCUAUACUCCAAGAAAGAGCAAAUGGCUAGUUUGGUUGACGAACUGCAGCUAAUGAAUGAAGUUGCUCAACGAUCUCUAAAUCGAAAUUCGGCACCAGUUCGGAAUGUACCCAUUGAGUAUGAGCAGAUCGUUCCAAUUGAGCUGAUUCCGGGCUCGAAAAGCUCGUCACCGUCUAACCCAAAUUUUAGAAUGUCUCCAGUCAUCCCGAAACCGGUGGCUGAAAUUCACGACUACGAAAGUAGUAGAGAUGACAAUGAGAGCACUAUCGGCGGUAAUGAGGAUUCAUUGACGGACAAAAUAGCCGAAAUUAACACAAUGAAAAAUCAGCUGCAGCGGCUCAAGAAUCUGAUGAACACCGUUAAAAUUAUCGAAAUAAAGAACGGAGACUGCGAAGAAAAUGAAAAUGACAACGUUUCGGUCGAAUCUAGUCCGACGCAUGCAAAUUACAAUGAGUCGCAUUACGAAAAUGUUUUGUCGACCAAACGGGACUCAGUACCGUCGACCAUAACCGGUCCAGAAGUGGAAGAAGAACCGGACAUGGACGAAAGAGUCAGAUUGUUGCAGUCCAUGACGCAAGACUUAAAACUGCAGGCAAUGUCAAUUGCUGAAGAAAGAGAUCGAUUGCGGGACAUCAAAAACGAAAUGGGACGGCGACGCGAAAAUGAGGGAUUGAAGAAAAUUACCAAUCUAAAUCAAACGCGUUUUGAUGACAAAUCGAAUGACCAAUGCUUGGGAUCCGAUGGCGACAAAACAGCAGAGCCGACUGCAACGUAUAAAGAUAAUAGUUGGAAUACGUCGCAGUUCGGAUUGGCUAAUGGAUCGGCUCGCUCGAAUUUCGAACGUCAAAAUGAGCAAUUUGCAAAAACAACGCAAUUGCCUCCGGUUGUUCCGACGAAAAUAAAUUCGAAUGCAGGCGCGUCUGCUGAUGUUCGGAGCAUCAACUCGAACAGUUCCAGAGGCAUCAGUCUUCCUCCACCAAUGCGUCAUAUUGGACCGGAAGAGAGACCAAGUUGGAUGAAAUCAGCACAUGACACACUAAGAAUGUCGUCGGUCAACCAACAAAAUUUGGACAACACACAAGAUUGGCAGCAUUCAAACAAUUUCUGUAACUUUGGCCCGCAAAGUCCACAGUUCCAUUGCCAUCACAGUGUGAAUAGUGAUCAAAACUACAAUUGUCGUCCCAUGUAUUAUCCCAGCUUAUCGUCGAAUCAGUCGGGCAUUGGCAACGAUCAUGCAUUACUGCAACAGUUUAUUCAAACUCAGCAAAUGUUAAUCAAUUCGGUGUGCCAGUUCAAUCAGCUGCUGUGGGAUCAACAGAGAGAAAUUAACAAUUUGAAUACAGCAGUGCUAUUGCUGCAAGAACGAAUGUUUAAUUCGUCACGCAACGGUUUCCCCGAACCACUAAAUUCAACCAGAGCAGAAACCGUGCCACCGAAUCUGACCUACAACAAUUCAUAUCCGUGUCACGCUAGAGCCCAAUCCGAGCAGCCAGUGAACCAAACCAAUUGCAUAUCAAAUUGUUUGCCGCAUUCGCCGUACGGCCAACAGUAUCAAUGCCAAAGUCAUCCAGUUCCCAUUCAAGUCGAAAGUCCGAACAACAUUCGCUCGCGUCGAUUCAAUAAUAACAUAAUACAUCAUAAUCAAAUCGAUUCAUCGUCGUGUUGCUAUCCGACGCAUUUGCUUAACAAUGACUUGCACACAUCAAUAUCAAACUCCUCUAAUUAUCAGACAAAUUCAUCACAGUCCUACAUGCAACAACAAAAUAAUAAUCUUGCCGCUAAUAACAUUACCAAUUCUAAUAAUCAGCUUCGACAACAGAAUAUUGCCGCUUCUACCACUUCACCCGCUUUAAACAACCAAACGACACCGGGCAAUCGGGCCAAUAAUUACUGGGACAAUUUUCGAAGCUAUUCGCGCCAAAAUCUACUCUCAAGCAACAGCUGCAAAAGUAAUGAGGAAGCGAGCAGUAUUAACAAUUUACCACAAAAUCGAGAUAGAGAUCAAAGUCAUCUAAACCAAUCAUCCCGACUACCCACACACAUGACACAUAACAAUUUACCGCUUGUCGCAAACAACAAGUACUCGAUUCAUUUCCAAAAUCAAACUAAUCAACAACAACAGCAACAAAAUACUUCAACGUUCGUCGGACAAAUGGGAACGAAUGGCAGUGCGAUACGCAAUCCGGAAGAAUUGAACAUCAAUCAGUCGAUGAAUCAACAAUUGUUGCAUCAAAGCAACGAUACGCUGGGACAUGAUCACAUUAGCAGCUUAAACAAUCUGAACAUGAACUUUGGGCCAUUCCAUUCGAAUGAUGUGGCUUCCAAUUUUAUGAAUUCGAUCAAUUUGGAACUGAACGAAUUGAAGCCGAAUACGUCAAAGAUGGUGCCGAAACGAUCCACAGGCGGUCACAAACGCAAGUCGCAAAGUUCACAUCCCGCCGAGCAAAAUAAUCUUCUUGUCAUACAGCAAGAGACGAAUGGAAUCGAUUCAAAUUUAACCAAAACAGUCAUGACUAACGAUUCGAAGUCAUCUGAAAAAUCAUUUGAAGCGCUGAAAGAAAAUGUUUAUCAAGAGGUUUCUGCCCUAAUUGUCGCCAACGAAAGUCGUCCCAAUUUUCUGAUUAAUUUGUUUCGCGAAUUGCAGUUGAUUUCGACGUCCGACCCGUUGCGAAACCGUUUGAUGCAAACAUUUCACGAUCUCUACAAUCGGUACGAGACCAAUCCACACGCUGACAAUUCUGCAAUAUUGAAUCAGUGUUCGGCGAAGACCAACGAGACGGCACCAACAUUUUUCAAUUUGCAUCACAAACGAAAGAACAAUCUAAGCUCGACGGAUGUGUGCGGUGAUACGUCCUGUGAUGGAGACGAAGAUUUGGCUGAAGCGGAUCAGAAUUGUAAUGCUGAAGAUAUGUACGUUGAUGAUUUUGAUGCUGAUGGUGCUACUGGUUUUGACAAUUCUUCUUCCGAUAUGGUAAUUUUGCCAUCGUCACCAACCAGCAAUUCAGAUGAAAGUCCAACAGCGGUUCCUGAUGAUUUAACUUAAGUGUGUAAUUGUGACAUCAACUAAUCUUUUUAAUAAAUGUGAACGAAAGGAUGUAAACGUG
This is a messenger RNA of Bradysia coprophila, 3496 nucleotides long. RefSeq lists its product as uncharacterized. Lineage: Eukaryota; Metazoa; Arthropoda; Insecta; Diptera; Sciaridae. The record is from RefSeq and is a predicted model, not a curated record.